GAAGAAUUUAUGGUUUUCAUCUAUAAUUUUCUGAUAUAUAUCUUAUUUAUACUACCAUUUUUACCGAUAUCUAGUAAUAUUAAUAGCUGCAAUUAUAAUAAUUAUCUAUGCUGUAGAAUAAAUAAAACAAAAAAUUUCUUAGAUAAACUCAUUGUAAUAUAAAUCUAGCUUAAAAUUCAGAAAAUCUGUGCAAUUAAAUAAAAUUAUUCAGAUGUCGGUAAAAAUGGUAACAUAAGCAAGAUAUAUAUGAUGUCAUUAUGAAGGAUUUAAGAAACUCUUCUCAUUGGAUGAACUAAAAUGUAAAAAUAUCUUACGAAUUUUUAAACGAGAGAAAUAAAGUUAGCCAUAUAUUAUAAGGCAGAGUAACAAGACAUGGCAAGUGACGCAAUAAUCUCGUUACCUGGAGAGAUAAUCGUGUAUAUUUUGGAAGAUAAAUUACUUGAUUUUUCGGAUGUCAUUAAUUUUAGUUCAACGUGUAAAAGUUUGUACAAAAUUGUCAACGAAAAUAAUAAACUUUGGAAAACUAAAUUUUUUCAAAGAUGGCCACUUUUAAAAGAAGUAUAUCAAACAAAUAAAGAACUAGAGCAUCAGAUGAUAAACUGGAAAGAAGAAGUAAAAAUUAGUUUGAAUAGUAGAACCAAAUUACUUUGUCUUUUAUCUUCUAUGUCUAAUAAACACCAUAAAAAACAAGAAUUAUCUAAUUCUGAAUUUAAAGAAUUUGAUUCAUUAUUUUGUCCAAAAGAAGGUGCUCAUUCUUUAGCUUAUUAUUUUUUAAUAGAUGAACUUAUAACAUUGAUUAAAUGUCCUGCUAUAGUAAGCAAUUUAACACAUAGAUAUUAUGCUCUCAAAGUUGUUCGAUAUUUGAAACAAACUCAUUUGAAAAGUGAAUGGCAAAAGUUUAUAUCUUUACCAUCAAAACAACAAACUUUAGAACGUGGUGCAACUAUUGUAGCACAAUGGAGUCAACCAGAAAGACAUGUAUCAUAUCCGACAAUAUCAUCAAUAUUAGAUAACAUUGCAGAACAAACAAAAGAGUUACUCAGAGAACAACAUCCAAAUCAUUCUAUAUUUUCAAUUUCCACAGAGAGAUUUAUCUUUUGGAAAAAUAAUAUUAUUGAUGACAAUCAAUGGAAUAUUUCAGAAACAAGACAAGUAACAGAUGCAUUAUGUAAAGUAUUAUUUGAAAAAUUAGGAUUUUAUGGAAAUAGUGAAAUGUAUUAUUCAUCAGAAAAUUCGUUCAUAGAUCGCGUUUUAGAACGUAGACGCGGAAUUCCUAUAACUUUAGCAAUAGUAUUUGAAAGUAUUGCUCGAAGACUUGGUAUACGCUGUGAGCCUGUUAGUUUUCCAUCUCAUUUUUUAUUACGAUGGAAAGAAACAUAUGCACCAGAAUUUAAGGACACUGAAAAUUAUUAUAUUGAUGUCUUCAAUGGUGGUCAAUUUCUAACUAAAAAAAAUUGUCCUAGAAUUGGAGGUGUUUCAAGAUGUCCAAUAGAAAAAUAUAAUGUUCAUGAAGAAGCAACUGCUGUAGAGGUAGUGACAAGAAUGGCAAAUAAUUUAGAAAUAGCUGCUAGACAACAUACUCAUAUAAAUGGUACUCAUAGAACUGCAAGAUUACGUUCUGCACUUGAACUUCGAUAUAUGAUACAACCCAAUGAUACAAACACAGUUUUACAAUUAGGACGAAUAUAUAUGUCACAACAUAUGGAUUUGACUGAAUUGGUAAAAAUAUUAGAAAAUAUGCAAAAGGAUUUGGAGUUAAUGUCAAGAGGACAAGCAAAUAUGAUUUCACAGACUUUUAAAACACUCCAAAAAUGUCAAAAAAGAUUACAACCUAAGGAAGAAAUAAAACCAAAGAAAAGAAUUCCAAGUGUAAAAUAUGCAAUAGGAUUGAUAAUGAAACAUAAAAUAUAUGGAUAUUUAUGUGUAAUAACAGGAUGGGAUGUCCGUUGUAUGGCAUCUACAGAAUGGAUGAAUGAAAUGAACGUAGAUGGAUUAGAAGAAGGUGCAGAUCAACCAUUUUAUAAAAUAUUUGUAGAUGAUGGUUCAUGUCAAUAUGCAGCUCAAGAAAAUUUAUUACUGGCUCCUAAUCCAGAAUGGAUAAAUCAUCAUGCAAUUGGCAGAUAUUUUUAUAAGUUCAGUGGUGCACAUUACAUACCAAAUGAAGAAAAAGCAAGAGAAUAUCCGGAAGAUGAAAAAGUUUGCAAUGAAUUAAUUGUUGAAUAUAUGCAAAAUGGAAUAACAUAUAAUACUACUUAACAAUUUAUAUUCCUUAAUUGGAAUACAAGAUAAUAGUAUGAUAAAA
This is a messenger RNA of Apis laboriosa (Himalayan honeybee), 2302 nucleotides long. RefSeq names its product F-box only protein 21-like. The transcript has 10 exons. The record is from RefSeq and is a predicted model, not a curated record. Lineage: Eukaryota; Metazoa; Arthropoda; Insecta; Hymenoptera; Apidae. Gene Ontology annotation, molecular function: DNA binding; protein binding. Bases 373 to 2256 code for a protein of 627 amino acids.